Penicillium brasilianum is the source of this 3349-nucleotide messenger RNA. NCBI's taxonomy places the organism in Eukaryota, Fungi, Ascomycota, Eurotiomycetes, Eurotiales, Aspergillaceae. The record is from the annotation of a GenBank genome assembly.
GCCUGCUGUUUCUAAUCGUGUUCUCUUAAUAGUGAAUUGUAAGUCUCUGAAUACUUAUGCUUUCUUAAGGAGCUUUCAUAAUACGGUACUAAUACGGCACGAUAUUGCAGAGGAUGACUUCAAAGCAAGCCCAAAGAACCAAAUUUUCUCCAAUUAGAUCCAAUUUCCAGGCUGGCGAAAGAUUGUUAGAUAUCGGGGAAGGGGAAGCCAGAUAGACAGUGACUUACACACGUCAGGGUUAUUCGAUUGCUGCUGGAUGGCAUCUCGCCAGACAGGUUGGUGCUGGGCUUCGAAUAGCACUUCCACCCGAGGGGUAUGGAUGGAAGCUCAAUUAUGUUACUAUCCAUGCCAUUCCCUGGGUAUAAAAACUUGCUCUGACUUCUGCUCUGCGGGGCCAGUGAUUCUGUGGCUAUCAGUAGUUAGAAGCAAGACAAUCCAUUCCAGUCCGUCACAUACUGACCUAAACUAGGUUUAAUAUAAGAAUAAACCGAAUCUGCUUCAAUCCUUGGGUGUUUUGCAUCGUUUUUGAGGUAGACAGGGUCAGGUUUAUAGACCAUCUUUGUAGGAUACGUAUUCCAAGCUGUGAUGCCAGGAUUUCCUCGAGUCAAAUCCCAAUCAUGAAUUUGCCUCUCUUCUUCGCAGCAAAAAGAUUCAUCAUCGCUGGGAGAAUCAUCAUCAUUGGUAUAAAGACCCAUUGACUGUAAGCAAUUCGCAAGCGGGGCCGGGAAAGUGAAAACGGGUAGCCAAUUCAUAACACAAUUAUUUGGGGGAAGUUGAGAAGUUCAGAAGAUCUUGCGAAGAGUAAAGCUACCUGAAAUGUGCGCUUAGAACAUUGAUAUAUAGAUCUGUACAGUUUACUUCGCAAGAUUCAGGGCUAAUCAUUUCUCCUUUCGGCUUGAGUCAGUCGAAGAAAGAAAGCCGUGAUUAAGAUACCGCAGGACGACAUAGAAGUAUGAUGGGCCAGGGCGCUGUGCUGAUAACACCUUACACGCUUGCUGGUUUUGAACUAAGAUCGGAAUAAGGGGCUGUGAUUGGAAUUUUGUCUGGAUUGAUCAAGCUACCGAAAAGGGCAACGAGACCAAGAAAAGGAUCAGAAGAAGAAUGGCCGAAAUGUGAGGUCGCCAGGGACAGCCUGCGACAAGUGGGAUCACCGAGACCUGAAAUAUUCCUUGACAUGUGUUGAGUAGCCCGUUAUUCAGAUCAAUAUGUAUCCCCGGCAAAUUAAUGAUACGAAUUUUUCGUUUUCCUUAGGGGUCAUCGAGGUGGCGGUGAGUUCUGUCCAGGGCUUGGUAGGUUGGGCUUGGCGCGAUGCACGAGCUUUACCCAAUUCUGAAUAGGUUUUCUGCGCAGAAGACCUAUUCAGAAUUGGGUAAUGCUCGUCGGCUCUCCCCCGGCUAGUCCCUUGCGUGCAGUGGGCAAAAGCUGUCACACGAUGGAUAGCCCCGCACGCGUUCGCGCGGCGUGGUUGGAGCUCUCCGUGGCGGUCAUGAGACCUUGAACAGGCCUCAAUAAUCUGCUAAAAGGAAUUAUUGUUGGGCUGCCGCGUUGGGCAACGGACUGUCUUAUACUGGUGGCAGUGAAGGCCCUGGUCUCGGCUUGACGGGUGAACAAACAUGUGAUCUGUCCAGAAGCAGCCAACGACUUGCCCUUCCUUCACUCCACUCGACCUCAACAUCGUUCUUUCAAUCCACUUCUCGCUCCAGCAAUCACCAUGGGCAUCGUGGAAAGCAGAGUAUUGGCGAACAACCUCCUCACAGCUUGCGAUCAGGCUGAGAAAGAGGGAAAACAUCAAUUAGACGAGGCUCAGUUCUGGCGAGACACAACAAUCAGAAUAUCGAAAAGCAUAUACAAAUAUAUACCGCAAACCAUCCGUCGCACUCCUCGUCAACCCGCUAUUAAGAAGGCCAUUGCACGCUCCUCAGAUCAACUUCAGGUUUCACCAGUCAUCCAAGGCUUGCAAGAUAAGCAUGAAUCGCUCUUCCCUUUGCACUCACCCGGAAGGGCAGAAGGCCACACUGGUUCAUCGGCCAACCUUAAACUUGCACCUUUGUCUUGCCAUGUCCAACCUCCGUUGCAAACAUCUUCCCUUGAAUAUUUCUACAACUUCAUCAUCUAUUGCGAACAGCAACAGGAGUUGGGUAAAAUCCGACUCAGGAUUUUGUAUGUGGCAUUUUACCGUUUGAAAAACGCCAUACAGCCAAGUACUCAAUAUCAAUACGACGAUAUUUCACUGUUCAUAGCCCAUGCCAUAAGAAGCUUGGGCUGUAAAGACUUACUUCCUGUCAUUGAAAGUCGAGUACGACUCUGGGUUGGUCGAGGAGAGAGGUAUGAUCUUAUUGCGAGAGAUCUUGGAGGGCUAGGAGCACUGUAUAUCCUCCCUGAAGAUGGGGGCGAGUCGUUGUGGACCAAGGAGCUGCCCAAGUCAGCAACAAAUCCAAACCGAAUUGCCAUGAUAAAAGGCCUGAGUGAGCAAGGAUUGCCAGAAGAAGCAGAGAGACGUGGCCUUCACAUUUUGGCAGAGGACGAGAUCGCCAAGGUUUUGGGACCGACGAAAGCCGCCUUGGAUCAAGUGAUUGAGACCCACUUAUCAGCGGCAAGUUUCCAGGUACCAAGGGACGAUAGACGGCCAAGGGGGACUGGAGACGAUUGGCUACAAUCGAGACUUCCUCAAUCUUGCCAGGCUAGUUUCGGAACUCCCGAAGCACCUGUUCCUCAACAGGGUGCUGCCAAUGUGGAUUCGCUAUAUAGCGGCAUAAACAACGGGCAAGCUUCUUCAACAGAAAUGGUGCAAGGUGUAAGACAGCUACCUUACGAGCCAGCAGUCACCCGGGUAUCUUUACCAAAUCAGUCGGAUCUUAUGGGAACUCCGGUCCAGGCGCACACACUUGGACCUGGGCAUAUGCCAACAGCACCGACACACUUUGAAACAAACGGACCUUUUCAUGCAAACGCAACAGUGGAGAACAGUGCUCAAUUCAACGGGGAACAAAAUGGACAUGUCCAAUAUUCCGAGCUGAUGGGUGUCACAAGAAACCCAAUAGCUAUGAUCACACCCGCAGACUUCCCUGAGGCAUUCACAGCCACAUCCACCUUGGUACCAGCAGACUACCCUCAAGUUUUUCCCUACCAACGACGAACUGUGACACCAGCAGAUUAUCCUUUACUGUAUCCUUGCGGCCCAUCCCCAUAUAUUGGGUGUUCGACAUCUCAGCCAGUGCAGACUUUAUGACCCCUUUCCGUGUAUUAUGUAGCCGGCGGGAGAGCGAGAAUGAGAUACAACGCUGGUGAGAUGACAGGCUCACGUUGGAAGAUUGUUGGGGUUUUCGGAACAAGGAGAGGCUGAGAAGGC